This is a messenger RNA of Glycine soja, 901 nucleotides long. Its product is annotated as LIM domain-containing protein WLIM1-like. Gene Ontology annotation, biological process: actin filament bundle assembly. Gene Ontology annotation, cellular component: plasma membrane; actin cytoskeleton. The record is from RefSeq and is a predicted model, not a curated record. The coding region runs from base 187 to 729 and encodes 180 amino acids. Gene Ontology annotation, molecular function: actin filament binding. NCBI's taxonomy places the organism in Eukaryota, Viridiplantae, Streptophyta, Magnoliopsida, Fabales, Fabaceae. The transcript is spliced from 5 exons.
UAUGAUAUCUUUUUAUCUCUUGUUCUCAUUCACAUUUUUCAUAGGAGGCAAAGAGAGAGAGAGAGAGAAGACCAAAGGAGGGUAAGGAAAAACUUCAGCAGAGGAAUUCCUUGCAGAAGGGUGCAACUUUACUCCCUCUCUUUCUCUCUUGCUCUUUCUUGUCAGGGUUUGGUCAUAUAAGAAGCCAUGGCCAGUUUUGGAGGAACCACACAAAAGUGCAUGGCUUGUGCCAAAACUGUGUAUCUUGUUGAUAAGUUAACUGCAGAUAGCCGUGUCUAUCAUAAGGCUUGCUUCCGAUGCCACCAUUGCGGUAAUACCCUUAAGCUUAGCAACUACUGUUCUUUCGAGGGGGUGCUCUACUGCAGACCUCACUAUGAUCAACUCUACAAGCGAACUGGUAGCCUGGACAAAAGUUUUGAAGGAAUACCCAAAAUUCAGAAACCAGAGAAACCGGUCACUGGUAAUGAGCAGAAUACUAAGGUCCUCGCAAACGUGUUCUUGGGCACCAGAGACAAAUGUGUGUGUUGCAACAAGACAGUGUAUCCCACUGAGAGGGUUACGGUUAAUGGGACACCCUACCACAAGGGCUGCUUCAAGUGUACCUAUGGAGGUUGUACUGUAAGCUCAUCAAACUUUAUCACACACGAGGGAAAGCUCUACUGCAAACACCAUCACAUUCAACUUUUCAAAGAGAAAGGGAAUUACAGUCAGCUCGAGAAUGAAUGCUAGCUAGCAAUGUCGUAUACUACUACCAUGGAUAAUGCACCAUUGUCAGCAACGCAUAAUAUAUAGUGUUGUCCUUGUAAAAUGCAUGCAUUGAUGAGAUAGAAAGUUUGCUGUGUGUGUGUGUGCGCAUUUUGAUUCUUGAGAAUGCUUUCAGCAGUUUCAUUUUAACAAAGAA